Molecule: messenger RNA, 1989 nt
Organism: Hansenula ciferrii
Lineage: Eukaryota; Fungi; Ascomycota; Saccharomycetes; Phaffomycetales; Wickerhamomycetaceae
Gene: AVT4
Product: Avt4p
Exons: 1
Coding region: 1-1989 (662 amino acids)
Biological process (GO): amino acid transmembrane transport
Molecular function (GO): amino acid transmembrane transporter activity
Source: RefSeq, a predicted model, not a curated record
AUGACUUCUUCACCGAAAGAUAUCGAUAAUAAGCGAUCAUUUAACCAACAAAAUAGUAUCGCCAUCGGUGCUGGUGGGAGUUAUAAUUCAAUUUCAAAUUCUGUUCCUAAUGUUGCUUCCAGGAGGUAUUCUACUCAAAGAUUAGGAUCUCCUGCACCUUUUGAUAAUUCUCCAAGAGCUCGUUCAUUUCAUUUAGGUGUUAAUAAUUCAAUCAAGACUGGAAUUUCCAUUAAUCAAGCAUCAUCAAGUAAUUUAAAGAAGACAGAUUCCCUGUAUUCUUCUUCAAAUUCAAGUCAAAAUAAUCAAGUACUGAUUGAUGCUGAUUCUCCUUCAUUUGCACCAGAUUUUAAAGAUCAAAAUGUAUUAAAAUCUACGGCAAAUUUAUAUUUUAAUGAUGGUAAUACAAUUUUACAUAAUGAAGGUGGUGAUAUAACAAGAGAAAUUAAACAUAAAGGUUCAUUCGGUGCUAAUUCUUUAAAAAGAACUAAAUCUUCAAGUGAUUUAAUGGAUAGUAGAAGAGGUUCCACUGCAAGUGCCCUAAAUGUUCCAGGUGGAUUUAGAAGAGAAUUUAUUGUUAAUAAAGCCCGUGAACGUGCAAUUUUAAAUGAUGAAGAAUUAAAAAAAGUUCCAUUUUUAACCAAGAAUUUCAUGGAAUUUUUAUAUAUUUAUGGUCAUUUCGCAGGGGAAUCAUUUGAUGAAGAUUUUGAAUUUGAUUUAGAUCAAGAUCAUUCUGGUGAUUCUGAAGCUGUUUCAUGGGAUGAAACAACACCUUUAGUCGCAUCAAAUCAACAAGGUCAAACUAUAAGGUAUGAAGCUAAGGGAACAACAUCUACUCUCAAGGCAUUUCUUAUAAUGUUGAAAUCAUUUGUUGGAACUGGUGUAUUAUUUUUACCAAAAGCUUUUAGUAAUGGUGGAUUAACUUUUAGUUCUAUCAUGUUGGCCAUUUUUGGUAUUUAUUCAUAUUAUUGUUAUUAUAUACUUGUUGUUUCUAAAAAUGCAACAAAAGUUUCAUCAUUUGGUGAUAUUGGUGGGAAAUUAUAUGGUGGAUGGAUGAAAAAUUUAAUUUUAAUUUCUUUAGUUCUUACACAAAUUGGAUUUGCUUGUGCUUAUAUUAUAUUUACAACUGGUAAUUUAACUGCUUUUUUCAAUAAUGUUACAAAUUUUAAUAUUCAACCUGAUAAAUUUUUCUUGCUACAAACUAUUGUUUUCAUUCCAUUAUCAUUUAUUAGAAAUGUUUCAAAAUUAUCAUUACCUUCAUUUAUGGCAAAUUUUUUCAUUAUGGCUGGAUUACUUAUUGUUUUAUUCUUUACAACAAAGGAAAUUAUAUAUAAUGGAGUUAAACCAGUGGAAACUUUUAUUAAUAAAUCAAAAUUUUCAUUAUUUAUUGGUACUGCAAUUUUUGCAUUUGAAGGUAUUGGACUUAUUAUUCCAGUUCAAGAUUCAAUGAGACAUCCAGAAAAAUUCCCAUUAGUUCUUGGAUUAGUUAUUAUUACAAUUACUAUAAUGAUGAUUACAAUUGCAGCUAUUGGUUAUUUAGCUUAUGGAGAAGAUAUUCAAACAGUUAUAUUAUUAAAUUUACCACAAAGUAAUUUCUUUGUUAAUUUAAUUCAAUUUUUUUAUUCAUUAGCAAUUUUAUUAUCAACUCCAUUACAAUUAUUUCCUGCAAUUGGUAUUAUUGAGAAAAGAAUUUUCCAAAAAUCAAAUUCUGGUAAAUUUAAUAAUAAGACAAAAUGGUUAAAAAAUUUUUUUAGAACUUUAUUUGUUGGUUUCUGUAUGAAUAUUGCUUGGUUUGGUGCAAAUGAUUUAGAUAAAUUUGUUUCAUUUGUUGGUUGUUUUGCUUGUAUCCCAUUAGUUUAUAUGUAUCCACCUUUAUUACAUUAUAAAAGUAGUACACAUGGUGAUUUUUGGGGGAAAGUUUUAGAUAUUGUAUUGGUUAUUAUUGGUGGUGCUGCAAUGUCUUAUACUUCAUAUCAAAUUAUUCAUGGUUAG